Molecule: messenger RNA, 745 nt
Organism: Benincasa hispida (wax gourd)
Lineage: Eukaryota; Viridiplantae; Streptophyta; Magnoliopsida; Cucurbitales; Cucurbitaceae
Product: Peptidyl-tRNA hydrolase II (PTH2) family protein
Molecular function (GO): peptidyl-tRNA hydrolase activity
Source: RefSeq, a predicted model, not a curated record
UGUUUUAUUCUGACAUCAUAGAAUUAUUUGGGCCUAGGCAUCAAUUCUUUGGGCCCAUUGUUCAGGCCCAAAAGGCCCAUGACUUCUGUGAUUUCUAUCAUCUCGGUUCACAUUGUGUGAAGAUACCAUGACUUGUGUAAUUUCAGCUUCUCGAUUCGCAUUCUCCAUUUCCAAAUCCACGAGGCUCUGCUCAUGUUCAAGCCCUAGGGUUUCCCCAUCAUCUUCCCUCAGUCUCCGUUCUUGGAAUCGAAAUUCCAAUCCAUUUAGCUCCGCUUCCAUGAGUCAAUCAGCUGAAACAAAUUCCGUUCCUCCACCGGACGAUGGCGGAGCGAAGGCGGAGGAGAUAGCCGACGUUUUAAUUCAGUAUGUGGUGCUCCGGAGAGAUCUGAUCGAUUCCUGGCCGCUUGGUAGCGUCGUAACUCAGGGAUGCCAUGCUUCAGUCUCUGCCAUUUGGUUGAAUAAAGACGAUCCCCACACUUCCGACUACUGUAGUCCACACAAUAUCGAUUCCAUGCACAAGGUUACUCUUGAAGUGAAGGGAGAAACUCAGAUCGUUAACUUGUCAGAGAAACUUAAAGCCAACUCAAUCGUGCAUAAACUAUGGAUAGAACAGCCAGAGAACAUUCCAACAUGUCUUGCCACAAAACCCUACCCCAAAUCUAUUGUAUCACCAUUUUUUAAAAAGCUAAAACUCUGUAAGUGAUGAAAUAUUGAAUUAUAAAGAACCGAUGAGUGAUUGCCUUUA